CACUGACAGUACUGUCAUUGCUGUCAAGAGGCAUCUCCACUUUUAUGUUCUUUCUUUGUCGGAUCUCCUGGCUUGAUAACGUUCUUGGCAUCCGUUCUGCUCUCCACACCCCACUUUGGAAGGGUCUCUGUGAAGACUGUCAUCAUUGCUGCAUCACGCAGUUCCGGUGUUGGUUGACGUCAACGUACGGCCGCGGGAGAACGAAGGACAACUCGGUAUGAUACGGGUUUCCCGUGAUAAAGCCCUUGUUCCCACGUUCCAUGGGCCCAGGACUGCUCAGGGCAUUUUGCGCGGCCGUCGGAACCUAAUAAGUAAUUUGGCAUCCUACUGCAUCUUGACGGCCUGAAACUCAUCUGAGGCAGUCUGAGGCCGAUGCCCAGAGCCACAACCAGCUGGCCCUUUCGUCUGCUGUCAACCACACCCUCCUUCAGCCCGCCAUAUUCCACACUUGAGGCCUUGCCCGUCGAGGUCGUAGCCUGUCUCCGAACCCAAGUCAACCUCAUGUCAUGCGCACGGCUCAGCCAGGCCUCCAAGCAUCUCUACGCCUGCCUCCAACACUCACCAGCUUUUCGCUUGGUCUCAACCUUCCGUCAUGCGCUCGCCAGACGCUUUCCUUCCACCCUCAGUUCUGAACCAGAGAAAGUGCUGAGCGAUCUUGCUGCGCUUCGCGCGCGGCUGUACGGCUCGAUGUGGUCUGCUAGCUUGCCGGUCGGGUUUAGGGCCGUUUACAACGGGGUCGGGGUACCGGCCGCAAUGCACGGAGAGGUGGACCUCGUUUUUGAGUGGGAGAGGCCUGGCCUUCCCCUAUUGUAUGUUGGGUGUCGCUACGCCCAAAUAGAGGUUCUAGGGAUGGACGAUGGCUUGAUGUUAGGCUGUGUAUGGUUGGACGAUGACAAGCCCGAAAACCGCCCCGUCGAGAUCUCUUCCGGGUUCCAAGAGGACACUGAAAGCCAGCAUUUCGCCGAGAGCGUUUUCGACGAGAAGACCAAGGCUCGAUUUGGUUUAUCGGAGCAGGAAGCGUGGAGUUGGAGUAAGCAACUUUUUGAGGGAUGGGAAGGGUUCUCUGAGUUGGAGGAAUGGAGGCUCAUGCUGGAGGAAUGGCGAGCCGAGGACCCCGAAGAUGAUGACGAACACACGGUCGUGGAGUACAUUCCCGAUCCUCGCCGGAAACAUAGAGGAAGAUCGGAUUUUCUUCAAGCCUUUCUUAUCCGACGCCUACCAAGUUGCCGUCCGUCAACUUCAAACGCCUCUCGGUGAACAGUCCUCCCUUGAGGAAAGCCAUCCUGAUGCACUUAAUGGAAGUUAUCAUUCGAAAGCUCGAGCGAAAAAGCAAAGAUAGACCGGAGCGGUGGGACUUCCCACGAUGGCCUACUAUUCGAGCUCCUACAGGUCGAAGCAGGAUCAGAUUGCAAACACAGCUAGCCCGUAAGAUGUUUCCGAAGGAUACAAACAUAGAUGAAGCCCUGGCAAAUCGGCAAAGCGCGAUCCCGGGUGCUCUCGAAUGGGCUAUGCAGUCUGUGCAGUUUCUCUAUGCCAAGGUCCCUUAUAGACCUACUUUCCACUCCGGGCACUACGGAGAUUCGGGUUACGCACCUCUGAG
This is a messenger RNA of Fimicolochytrium jonesii, 1600 nucleotides long. RefSeq lists its product as uncharacterized. Bases 373 to 1257 code for a protein of 294 amino acids. Lineage: Eukaryota; Fungi; Chytridiomycota; Chytridiomycetes; Spizellomycetales; Powellomycetaceae. The transcript has a single exon. The record is from RefSeq and is a predicted model, not a curated record.